AGCCGUUGCGGUUUAGAGAGCAGCGGGGCGGGCUCGCGGGCUCGGCUGGAGCCAUGGAGCGCGUGGAGAGGCGGCGCUCGCCCCUGGCGCCGCUGUUCGCGGCCUCGGGCUGUGUGGUGCUUGUUGCCGCUGCGUGGAGGGGCCUGGAAUACUGGGAGGCCUUCGCGCCUCCUCCCGGGGCCCAGAGAAAGAGGGCCGCGGCGCCCUAUGGGCGCAUCGGUGGGCGGCCCAUCAUCCCCAACCCCGAGGCAGAGAAGUUCCCAGCGGGAGUUCCUAGAGAUGAGGAUGGAUUUCCAGUCAUUACCCUGCGGGAACAGUAUGAGACCAAUGUGACGAUGUAUGUGGAAGGGCUAGGGCCCUUUCCAGGACCGCCGCCGGACUUUAGCAAGGACUGGGACUACAUCCCCCCAGAUCCCGAGGACGAGGACUUCGACCCCGACGCGGCGCUGCCGCAGGUGCCCCCAGACGCCCCGGAGGAGCUGAUGAAGCUCCAGGACAUCGAGUGGCCGGAGGUCACUACCCGCAGGGUGGCUGCUGGCCCCGAGUAACAGUUCCAAGCGCCGG
Messenger RNA from Effrenium voratum, 564 nucleotides. The record is from the annotation of a GenBank genome assembly. Lineage: Eukaryota; Dinophyceae; Suessiales; Symbiodiniaceae.